Messenger RNA from Camellia sinensis, 2491 nucleotides. The record is from RefSeq and is a predicted model, not a curated record. Lineage: Eukaryota; Viridiplantae; Streptophyta; Magnoliopsida; Ericales; Theaceae.
GCUCUCGCUGUCUUGACCCCUCAAAAUCUCAAUUCAUUCAUUCAUUUCCAUAUAAGUAUCAAAUCAAAUCCAGAUUCCUUCCAACAUACCAUUUAUCUCUUCCUCCGUCCAUAUUUGCCAUUAGACCUCUCAUCGAGGGCAGUGAGGAAUUGAAUCAUGUGGAGCACAAUCGCCAAUCUUAAAGAAAACCUCAACAAAAUGGCGCUCGAUGUUCACCACCACGAUUACGAUUACGAUUACGAUUACCAUGAUGAUAAUGAACAACAAGAAGAAGAGCUCGGAAUCUAUGAUUCACCCAAUCGAAAUGGUCAUCUCGUCUCCGAUCACCGAUUUUCUCACAAUUUCGCCUAUUCCCUUCAGCCCUCGCAUUCUAAUCGAUUCGAAGAUUCCCCCGACAAUUUUGAGGUUGAACAAUACAAAGUAGAAAUCAAGAGGCUUCAUGAAUCAGAGGCAGAAAUUAAGGCAUUAUCAGUUAAUUAUGCUGCUCUAUUGAAGGAAAAAGAGGAUCGGAUUUCAAGAUUGAAUGAAGAAAAUAGCUUGUUGAAACAAAAUCUGAAUGCAACAAAUGCUGCUCUAAAUUCAUCUAGAAACGAGAGUUUCAAAACAUCCACAAAUAGCAUGAAUGGCCUCAAGGAGCUUGCAGAUUUGUUAGAAGAGAAAAACAUGUCUCUGGCAGCGAUUCAGGCAGCUCAUGAGUCUGAAAUAAACAACUUGGGCUUAGAACUUGAGAAAGAACGUGACAAGUUAGCAAAUAUUCAGCUAAAAUUACAAGAGGAACUGAAGUUGAAUGAAUCCUUUCAAGAGGAGCUGAACUUAUCAAAAGUGGACAAGGACAAAAAAAUGGAGAUGAACAAAAUUCAUGAUGAAUUGAAUGAGAAAAUAUCAGAAGUAAGACGAUUACAAAUAGAAUUGACUAGAAGGGAGAAUGCAGAAACAGAUGACAUUGCAGAGGGUUUAAAAAGAGUGAUUGCAACCCUGGAGGAGAACAAUAAUCUUAAGAUGGAGAAGGUUGAACUCGAAGCUGCCUUGAAAGCUGCUGAUAAUUCUUCCCCCCACAAAAUUCCUCCUCAUAAUCAUCAAGAGAUUUCAAAUAGUUUGAAUGAGAAGGACCAGUCGACGGGACAUUUUCCUGGAAAAGAAGAGAUGGAGCUAUCUCUGCAAAAACUGGAGAAAGAUUUGAAGGAAACAUGCCAACAAAGGGACAAAGCAUUGCAAGAACUGAACCGGCUUAAGCAGCAUUUAUUGGAUAAGGAAUCUGAGGAGUCAGAAAAGAUGGAUGAGGACAGCAAGAUUAUUGAAGAACUACGAGAAAAGAAUGAGUUUCUGAAACUCCAAAAUUUAAAUUUGGAGAAGGCUCAGAAGCAUGCAAUUGCAAGUCAAGAGGAAGUUAAGAUGACCAACAACAAUGAACUUCAAAAGUACGAGGAGAUCAUUGAUGACCUAAAAAGAAAACUGACAAGUUGUAUGAGCACUAUAGAUGCCAAAAAUGUUGAACUUCUAAAUCUUCAAACUGCUUUGGGCCAGUACUAUGCAGAAAUUGAAGCUAAGGAACAUUUGGAAGGAGAUAUGGCAAGGGCAAGAGAAGAAUUAGCUAAACUUUCAGAGGUUUUAAAGGAUGCACAUCAACAGGCAGGGAUAUUAAAGAGUGAGAAGGAGGAUUCGUUGAAAAAGCUUUCACAAGCUGAAAGGAUACUAGCAGAAGGAAGAAACAGAGUAAAUAAGCUUGAGGAAGACAAUGCAAAACUACGUCGAGCUUGUGAACAGAGCAUGUCAAGAAUUAACAGGAUGUCAAUGGACUCCGACUAUUUUGUCGACAGGCGAAUAGUAAUCAAAUUGUUGGUAACCUACUUCCAGAGAAACCACAGCAAAGAGGUUUUGGAUCUUAUGGUUCGCAUGCUAGGAUUCUCUGAUGAAGAUAAGCAGAGGAUAGGUGUUGCUCAGCAAGGUGCAGGUAAAGGCGUUGUUCGCGGUGUUUUAGGUAUACCAGGUCGGCUAGUUGGUGGCCUUUGGAGUGGUGGUUCGGCUGAAUCUAAUGCAAAUAUGGCAUCUGAAAACCAGCCCUUCGCAGACCUUUGGGUUGAUUUCCCUCUCAAAGAAACCGAAGAACGAGAGAAGAGGGAAUCUGCAGAAGCCAUCAACGCCUCCAAUGGUGAUGCAAGAACGAAUGCUAUUGGUGCUGCCUUUUCUUUCUCUCAAUUAAGCCCCUCCCUGAACCAGAACAGCCCGCCGUUGUCUCAGGGAAACAUACAGCAGUCGGACCAUUCAGAUUCUGAGUUCUCAACAGUUCCUCUAACUUUGUCAGAGCACAGUUUUCAGGUUUCAAAAUUGCUUCCAAGAUAUUGAAACUAAUGUUGGAUUGUUUUAUUAAUGAAAAGGUAUAAUUAUUUUUUUUUUGUUGCUGUUAUAGUCUAGUGCAAUACUUUCCAUUUAUUUUUUUAUCCAUUUAUUAUUAAAUGGGUCAGCUUGCAAAUUGCAAUGCAAGUUAUUGUUA